Molecule: messenger RNA, 651 nt
Organism: Candoia aspera
Lineage: Eukaryota; Metazoa; Chordata; Lepidosauria; Squamata; Candoiidae
Exons: 4
Coding region: 25-651 (208 amino acids)
Source: RefSeq, a predicted model, not a curated record
GGGCGCAUAGGCUUGUCCACGCAUAUGUCCACACGCAGAAGGUUGGACUGUGUUGAUGCCAUGUCGUCUUUUGGGAAGCUGACCGAAUACUUCAGCCUCCGGAAGUCCAGGAAUGAAUUUCGAUCUGAUCGGCGGGCUGGCAAGAGAAGUGGCAGCUACUGCUGUAAUCUCACCGAAUGCAGGUCACUGGACCGAAAGUCUCAGAGACCUCUUUUAGGAAAGUCGCGGACUCUUCCAAGCAUUCCCCAGUCCCCUGUCAUAAGCCGCGUUCCUCUUUUAGACUCCAAACUCUACAGGAAAGAGAUGCCAGAACAGAAACAAUUCCGGAAUCUCUCUGCCCCAGAUUGUCAAAAAGGAUGUACAGUACCCUCUACUGGAGAGGCCUGGCAGCUGGAAGAUGACUGCGUUGGGCCCGGGAGGGAUCCUGCCAUGCAGCCCCGACUCUGCACUGUGAUGGAUGAGGCACCUUUCAGGUCCAUCCAAACUCAAUCCUUCUACAUGAGGAAAAGUCUUUCGGUGGACAAUCACCUCAGCUCCCUCAGUUAUUCUCUCCACCCUACUGAAACAAAGACGGAGCGGGUCAAAACCAAGCUUCGGAGGCAGUUCAGCCUUGGAUCAGCAGACAAGAAGGAUUUGUACUCAUCAAAGUAA